UCACUGCUAUGGGAGACUAGUCCCUCUGUGAUUCUGAGGUCACUGCUAUGGGAGACUAGUCCCUCUAUGAGCGGAGGUCACUGCUAUGGGAGACUAGUCUGUCUGUGAGCGGAGGUCACUGCUAUGGGAGACUAGUCUGUCUGUGAGCGGAGGUCACCGCAGGUCCUCGUAACAUUAGUUCUCAGCGUGUUUUCCUCGUGGCUCCUCAGCUGUCUGAACCAGCUGGUUCCCAUUUAUUCUGUUUGUCUGACAUCAAGAGCAGCGACGGGGGCUCGGUAAAACGCUUUCUCUCCUGACCCAAGCCGGGAAGAGGGGCAUUCAUGCUUCGUGUUGACAGCCCUUUUUUUCCCCUUUUGAAGGAGUAUAGAAAAAAGGAGAAUUUACCGCUCACUGAGCCCAGUGAAUAUUAAACGGAAUGUACACAAUGCAAGUAGCAAAUGAGCACUUGGAGUACAAUGACUAGAUACCAUGCAGCAAUAUAAAUAUUCUAAAGGGAUAUAGAGUUGUAAAUACAAUUGUAAGCAGUAAUCCAAAGUGUACCGAAUUCAGUAUGAAUCUGAAUUACUUGCUGCCAACAAUUUUUACUGUUAAAAAAUAUGGUUUUCUUGGGCUGCUGGGUGGCUCACUGGGUUAAGGCACCGUUCUCUGGUGAAUGGAUGAGCCCUAGGGUCUCAGAUCAAAUCUGGACUGUCCCACGGGACGACGUGUAAUUAGCGAUAGCAUUGCCCAGGGAUGGCAAUGUUCAGUUGUGUGAAGGCCUGUGUUUCAUCGCUCUCUAGCGACCCCUGCUGGUUGAUUGAGGGCUACUUGCCAAAGCCACACAGGAAAUGUGUUCCUCUGACUCUGCUCUGUGGAUAGCUGGCAGGCUGGAGACACCGUGCAUUUCGGAGAAGAACCACGGCUGUCUAUGCCCACUUCAACAGCUGGGGUCGCCCCAUGUACACAGCUGUAAAUAUUUAAUUUGCCAUUUUCAAAUUAAAGUGGGAAUUUGAUAUGCCAAGUUUUAAAAAUACAUAAUACGACAAAUUAACAAAAUAUCAGUGGAUAAUGGACGUAUUUCUUGUGAGUGACGGUGAGCAUGUUUAUUGUGGAUGGUGGACAGUCAAAAAGGGGUGAUGAGCGAAGUCAGUGCAGGAAUUAAGAAUGUAGGGUAUUAAUGAAUGGACACAUUUCUUUUGCUGGCUUUGUUUUGACUCUACUGCCAUCUAUAUGUCGGAGGAGUCAUUUCACCCCUUUGUUCAAAAUCACCUAACGAUCCUGCCGUUCACUGCACCCCCCUGAUUUGGUUAAAGCAGACUUAUUUGGUUAACAAAGCAAGGCCGCUGACCGGAAAACCCCGUGCCUUAUCUCGGCUCAGCCGCGUCGAUCCUGAAGCGGGAGAAGCGCAUGAGGCGGAGGAACGUCCACUUCGAGAAGGUGACGGUGUACUACUUCAGCCGGCGCCAGGGCUUCACCAGCGUGCCCAGCCAGGGCGGCAGCAGCCUGGGCAUGGCCAGCCGCCACAGCUGCGUCCGCCAGUACACCCUGGGCGAGUUCGCCCUGGAGCAGAAGAGGAUCCACAGGGACAUGCUCAGGGACCACCUGAAGGAGGAGAAGCUCAACUCUAUUAAACUCAAGCUGACGAAGAACGGCACGGUGGACUCGGAGGAAGCCAGCGUGCUGACGGUGGACGACAUCUCGGACGACGACAUCGACCUGGACAACGCGGAGGUGGACGAGUACUUCUUCCUGCAGCCGCUCACCACCAGGAAGCGGCGGGCCCUGCUGCGCUCAUCCGGCGUGAAGAAGAUCGACGUGGAGGAGAAGCACGAGCUGCGCACCAUCCGCGUGUCACGGGAGGACUGCGGCUGCGACUGCAGGCUCUUCUGCGACCCCGAGACCUGCGCCUGCAGCCUGGCCGGGAUCAAGUGCCAGGUGGACCGCAUGUCCUUUCCCUGCGGCUGCUCCAAGGAGGGCUGCAGCAACACUGCCGGCAGAAUCGAGUUCAACCCCAUCCGGGUGCGGACUCACUUCCUGCACACCAUCAUGAAGCUGGAGCUGGAGAAGAGCCGCGAGCUGCACAAGGACUCCGCCCCCAACGGUUACCCGGGAGACGGCGGCCCCCUGGCGCACGCCCAGCGGGGCCUGGAGUACCCGCUGGCGGACGGGGUCCCGCAGGCCGCCCUCAUGCGCCUGCAGGCCGCCGAGGAGAUGGACGAGCCCGUCGAGGAGGAGGAAGAGGAGGAGGACGAGGAUGACGACGACGAGGAGGACGACGAUGACGAGGAGGACGACGGAGACGAGGACGAAGAGGACGGCGACAGCCUGUGCAGCGGCCUCACCGACUCCAGCACCCAGAGCCUGGCCGCCAGCGACACCGAGGAAGACGAGGACGACGAGGACAGGUCGGACGACCCGGAGGACCGGGUCAGCAUGCCCCCGGUGUCCCACACCGAGGUGGUGCCCCUCUCGUCCGUGCUCUGUUUCUCCGAGGCGGCGGCGCGCGACGGCCGCGCUAACGGCUACUUCGCCGGCCCCUCCGCCGACUAUUACCCCAUGCAGAACUCCGGCGCUGCCGCGGUCGCCGUCAACGGCUGCCGAACCCCCGAGCCCUACGCCGAGGCCUCGCCUUUCCGCGACAGAGCCGCCAGCCGCGGCGACUCCGCGCCCCCCCUCGGCCCCUUCGACGCCGGCUCGGAGCAGUACGCCGCCUUCUCCGGGCGGCCCGAGGAACAGUACGCCGCCCACCACUUCCCUCCGGCCAACGGGGGGCCCUCCGUCGUCCUCCACUGCGCGCCCGACCAGGAGAGCAACGUCCAGCCCAGCGGGGUCUACGGCGAGGAGCCCGGCGUCCGCUCCAAGAUGGAGUUCCAGAACUACUUGAACAAUAACUCGCAGGGCCGCUACGCCGGCGACGGGAACUGCUUCGUGUCCGCGCAGCCCGAGGACGGCUCCAGCGGCCUGUCCGGCAGCUCCUCUUUGACAGAGGGCAAGAAGAACCAUCUGUCUCUAGAGAGCUUUCCAAAAGUCACGCCGGUUUAAGUGUGCCCCGGCCAUUUUAGGAAUAUUGGUUUAAUCAAUUUAAGUGAACAAUCGAAGGUAAUGAUCGUGUGAUUAAACGAUGCGAUUUGCGGGGAAGUAUGAAUCUGGCAUUUACCUAAAUUUCAGUUCAUUUUAUUUGUAUAGCGCUUUUUACAGAUACUGACACAAAGAUGAUUUACAGAGAAAAUGGAGAAAAGAAUAGGGAUCAUUUUUUUCGUUUGUUGGAAGCAAAUGGAAGCUUACUUGAAAAUUUCAUUUUUAAAUGUUUGCCUGUUUUACAUGAUGGUUCAAGCUCCAAACACAUUUUUCCUUUUGGAACAACGAUUUAAAAUGCAAAAUGAGAACCAAUAAAUACAAAUUGUGAGCUUUAGGGCAGUUUAAUGUAAGUAUCUCAAAGGAAAGCAAUCUCAAAACAAAAGUUCUAGUUUUAAGUAAAUAUUGUUGAUAGGACUUUUAUAUGUCCACGUGUCAGUGUGUUGAAAAAAGUAUCGUUGCAGUGUAUUUAUGGGUUAAUGAAGUGUAUGUAAAAAUAUACAUUUUGAUAAUGAAAAGCAUGUUAUUUUUGAGCUUGAUGACAUUUAUGACAUUGACAAUAUGGGUUUAUAUAAAUCUGUAUCAAUGUACUGUACAAUAUUUUAGCCGUUGUCACAUCUACUGUGUGCUUUUCUAUCGUUUGUAAAAGCAUGAAACUGGCACUGAAUAUUUUGGUUGUCAUUUGCUUUUGGCUAAAAUGCCAGAAGCACAAAUCGAUCUGAUACAUUAAUUUAAAAAAACAAAGAUACACAACUUGCACUUUUCUAUGCUUGCAUCUGAGAGGGGGCAGUUGCCAUGUAAUUUUCUUAAAGUACUUGAACCAUGAUGAAAUUUGUUGACCACAGGUGUAAUUUAACUUGAUUUUCAGCGUCUCUUCUAAUGUUUAUUUUUCAUGAAUUUGCUUAGAUCAUUUCUAAAGGCAAUGUAAAAAUGUGUUUGCUAUGGCAACAUGAAAGAAUGACAGAAAGCUGUAAAAAAAAAGGAUUAAUUUCCAGCAAUCACUUUUUGAUAUAGCCUUAUUGUACAUUAUCAUAUAAAGCGAGAACACUGAUUCUCAAUCAUGGCAUUUUGACACACAUUAAGGGCAUUGUGAUAUAUCAUGAGAAAUGCCAAUGAACAUGUAUGUCAAAUUGGAACUGAAAUUAAUAUUUUCUGAAAGGGGAACAUUUUUUCCAAAGUGGUUCCCUGGGAUUGAAGUUUUAUGCUCCAAGCACAAAUCAUUCAUAGUGAUUGACCACCGUAAUGCUGAUUUUCAAAUGCCUGGUAAAUCCAACCAAUCAUUUUACUGUUUUUUCCCCACCAUAGAAUGUGCCCUAAAAGUGUGCUGGAAGCAACCUCCUUCUAUCAACGAUAAUACAUCUUUUAGCUUAAGAUGUGAUGGGUCUUACACAUAUUAGCUACAUUUGCAAGUUCUCUACAAGUACAGGGUAUAUUACCUGAUAGGCCAAAAUUCUGUCGGAACCAAAAUUGAAUUUGAUGUUUGAAUCAGUCGAGGUCAUAAGCUGUUUAGAUAAAACUGAAUGGUUCACAAAAGGGCCAAUAGCACUUUCUUGUGUAUGGUACUUUGUGUAUGAGAGCGAUAAACUAUAGUAGAUUGAACAUGGUUAUUCAUCGUAAGUGUUGUCAUGAAGCCAUGCAGUCCGCACUUGGAGAAAACAUGGAUGCUGUUUGUGUUCAUACAAAGAUGAAAGAUUUAAACAUAGGAAACGUAUUUCUGAAUAAUUUAAAUAUCUAUUCCUUGAGAGUGCAAUAGCAUCUGGAAAGAGAGUGCAAUGAACAGCUAUGUGAUUGUUAUGUUUACAAUGGCUUUGACCGCACCACAAACACACAUACAUGCACUGUGUGUCUACACUGUAGUAACUUGAAAUGAAAAUGAGGUUUGCACACCGGACAAAAGUAAAAAAAUAGAAAAAACAGGUGCUUGGAGAAAAGAGUAAAUGUAUUAAAAAUAUAUGCUCCUGCACACUAUCUUGCACUGACUCUCUUAUUAAAUAACAAUAAAUGUUUUGGGCACUUCGAAACGUUUGUUGUUAUUUAAUAUAAGAGUUUGUGCAAGAUACAGUGUGUGGGAGCAUAACUUUAAAAUAUUUUUACAAUGUAGUAAAAUGGAUUUUAAAAAGUAUUUUCUACACCAAGGGCAUUAGCACCAUCUAUAUGUUGAGUGACGUCACACAGCAAAACAAAUCUCCUUAUUUCUGUGGCUUUUCCAUUACUCUUGAUAUUAUACAAUCCUCAGAUCAUUUAUCGUUUUCAUCAUCUGCACUUACAAUGCCAAACAGAUCAUUGUUGACCAAUCAGCAUGUACUGUUAUCAGUACUCUGUUUAUCAGUUAUGCCUAGCACACCCAUUAUGAACCCAACACCUUAUGUGUGGCCUGCUCUGGAAUUGGAGGAGAAUAUCACCAUUUGUAUGACCACCAUAUGAUGACUGCAACACUUUCUGAGCAUUUAAGCUUAGUUACAGUGCCACCUGCUGGUGAGCAGUACUAUGAAGGUUUUAAUUUCAAGGCAUACAAAAUCACCUACUGUAUUUUUGUCAAAACACUAUUUCUUUCUCUCUCUUGUGCUUCUGUCAUUUGUCUUGAUAGGUGUCAGUGGGUAGAUCAGAACUUUCCUGACCUUGCUGCAGCACUGACCUCCUCAACUGCUUCUGUCUGUUGUGUACUUUACCUCUGGGUCUGUGCUCAUGUCUUGGCUCUACACUUGGACACUUGGUUUCCACUUGCUAUGCUAUUGAAUCGUAUAUUUUUCAUUGGCUGUCGGCAGUUGUGCCAUCAUCAUAGCCAGUGAAGCCCAACACUGGACAUGAUUAUAGAAAAUAUUAACUCAGACACUUCCUGGCUAUUCUUAUAAAGUGGAUGUGCUCCUGAUAUAAGUUCUAAUAUGCUGAUUCAUAGUACAUACACCAAAUUUCAAAAGGAAUCCUCACAAAAAAUUAGCUAUUAAAAGAGCCUUUGACAGGUAAAAUCACUGCACUGAUGGUUUAAAGAUUCCCACAAAACUGGCAUCACUAAAUAUUUAAUAAAAUCUUAACUGCUCCACUGAUUCUCUGAUAAAGUAUUACCAUCAUUACUUUUUCAAAUAGAUAAAUUAUGGUGGCAUCUACAUGUACUGCAGGGGUGAAUGAUUGGCAUAUACCUUUUAGGUUUGAGCCAAAAAUAUAAGAACUGGCAAACAGGGAGGUGGCAUAUGAGUCAGUGUUAUUCUGCUGUAUGUAUAAUUUCAGUAUUUAUUACAAAUUAUAUUGAAACGGUGUAUUUAUUGUGGUUUAUUGCAAAAGUAUGUAUUGGGGGGAAAAAAGGAGUUAAAUUCAGUCUUAAAUUGUUUCAUAAUAAUUGUAACUCGACUAAAUGUGCCUGUUGUGUUCAAUUCAGCUUUGAUCUGGUUGAUCUAACCAUGGAAAUCAACACAAAUGAAAAGAUUCCAGAUUCUUAUUUGCACAAACAUUUGCUAAAUGGCUAUUAAAAUGUAUUUUGAUUUUUAUCCCAAUGAGAAUGAGAUCUGCAAUGUUUAAUUUAAUUUAAUUACAUUUUUGUUUUCCACAAGUCCAGGCUUUUAAAUAAAUGAAAACAAAUCUUGA
Messenger RNA from Anguilla rostrata (American eel), 6633 nucleotides. Its product is annotated as cysteine/serine-rich nuclear protein 3-like. Gene Ontology annotation, biological process: regulation of transcription by RNA polymerase II. The coding region runs from base 1387 to 3021 and encodes 544 amino acids. The transcript is spliced from 3 exons. NCBI's taxonomy places the organism in Eukaryota, Metazoa, Chordata, Actinopteri, Anguilliformes, Anguillidae. The record is from RefSeq and is a predicted model, not a curated record. Gene Ontology annotation, cellular component: nucleus. Gene Ontology annotation, molecular function: DNA-binding transcription factor activity, RNA polymerase II-specific; sequence-specific DNA binding.